Molecule: messenger RNA, 1840 nt
Organism: Osmerus eperlanus (European smelt)
Lineage: Eukaryota; Metazoa; Chordata; Actinopteri; Osmeriformes; Osmeridae
Product: transmembrane protein 79-like
Exons: 5
Coding region: 125-1423 (432 amino acids)
Biological process (GO): regulated exocytosis
Cellular component (GO): lysosomal membrane; trans-Golgi network membrane
Source: RefSeq, a predicted model, not a curated record
AAUUUGAUUCAGAAGUUCAGAAUACUGGAAGACAAAAGUGAGGGAAAGCUAAACCGCAUUGAGGAUUUUUCAUCAAAAAGUGUACCUCGUCCAUCCUGCAUCCUGCGAAAACGGUUUUGCGACAAUGACAACCACAGGGCGUCAAGCCAACAACCCCCAAGAUGUGAAGGAGAUCGACAUGGUGAAGGAGUCCAUUAGUGACAUCAUUAAUCAACUCCAGGACAUUGACCCAGCCCGGUUGUCAUUCUCCCCAUUCCUCGAUCUGGACACCCAGAUAUCCUUGGCACCGGUGUCAGACAGUCCAGAGUCUUCAGUGGAGGAGCUUCGCUCCUCUUCACACUCUGUCACAGGAUCCCAGCAUUCUCUGGUUCCUCUACCAGCAGAUCCCUGUCACCAGGCUGGGCCUAGUGAGUCCCUCGCUAAAGAGCAACCAGAUGAGGGGGAUGAUGGAGCACUGGAAGGAACUAUUUCCAGUCCGAUUGCUACCACGCACACUUUGGAAGACACUGUGGAAAAUUGCAUCAGUACGCCAAAUCCAGCCUGCUCGAGAGACAUUCCCAAUGGAACAGAUACACUGAGAUGGAGUCCUGAAUCCAACAAUCUAGAUUCCACUGUAGAUGAAGGUCACCCACUGAUCGACUUGCCACCAGAGAGCAUUGAGAUGACCAUGUGGAGUUCAGACGGGCAGGGAACAUGCGAGACUGCUCCCCUCGAGGUCUCAGACAGGGGACGAUGUUGCUGCAGUUGCUGUACAUGUUGCCAAAGCGGACGAGCUCCUGCUCUGUGCUCUGUGCUGGCCUCCCUCCUGUCUACGGCAGGGAUUCUCUAUGCACUCUAUUUCUAUGUUCCCAUUGAAGUCCCUGACUGCCCUGACAUGCUCAGUCGCUUGGUGUUCACACUUGGCUGCUGUGCUGUUGCUGCUAUUCCAGUCUUGUUGGGGAUGCUGAUGGGUGCUAUGUGCCGAUUCUGUACUGGGUCCUUGAGUUCUGUGGAAACGCUUCCCAGACGACUGGCAGUUCAGCAGCUGUUUGUCACCACAUCCACAGAGCAAUUGUCUCUCUACAUUCUCAAUCUUGUUGUUCUGGCCACUCUCCUUCCCCAAGACCAGCUGAGGGUGGUGCCUGUGUUGGCUGCCAUGUUCAUUCUGGGAAGGCUACUCUACUGGUUUUCCCUUCAUGUGUGUAGCUCCUGGCGAGCUUUUGGAUCAGGGUUUACCGUUUUUCCUCUUCUUGCCAUGGUGGCUUUUAAUCUGUACUGUCUGUGUGACUUGGGCCUCAGACAGCUGCUUUUUGGGUCAGAGGACACGCUCUUUAAUCAGACGACCCCUUCUUCCUGGCCGCUGGAGAUGAUGCAGGGUGGCAAAUUGGAGAAUGGCAUACCCACAGAUACAGACAUCCUGGACACUCAGAGAGGAGUAGAAUAACGUCCAUUUUUCUUUCAAGAAAAAGCGUCUUCCAGAAAUAGCCCAUUCCUGUGGUCUGGGGUUCAGCAGAGCUACACAGAAUGCCACUAACCUCUAAGACUGUAAAGGCUUAACUUGUAUUUUGCUCCCAUAUACAGAUCUUUUUAUGUGGAUUUAUGCUUAUUAUCUGAAAUGCAAGCCGUUUCCAUCUACAUUUGGAGGAAGUCUUUGGACAAUGUUUUAGUAAAGAAAUCUGUCAAUUUAAGCUAUGCCAGUGCCUAUUUAAUGUUUUGUGAAGUAAUUUGACUAAAAAAAGCUAUAUUUACAAAUGGAUGAAUAUUGUUCCAAAUUAUUUCAUAUAAAACCACCGAAUGCCUCAUUGAUAAAUUAUACGGUUUAUAAAUGAUACUGAAAAAUAAAAGCAAUUUUUAUGGUAUA